This is a messenger RNA of Orbicella faveolata, 2322 nucleotides long. RefSeq lists its product as uncharacterized. Lineage: Eukaryota; Metazoa; Cnidaria; Anthozoa; Scleractinia; Merulinidae. The record is from RefSeq and is a predicted model, not a curated record. Gene Ontology annotation, biological process: signal transduction. Gene Ontology annotation, molecular function: protein binding.
AAGUUUUUGCAAUGCUGUUAUCAAUAUGGUAAUGCAAAUACAGCUAUUGUUACUGUUGUUAUAUUUUGUUACGGAGGACUUCGCCGAAAAGCCAGUUUUAAUCGACCUAAAAGUUGGUAGGUUCAAUUGCGGAUUGUAGGGCGGUGCUGAGGCCAGGUGUGACUUAGGCUGAGACUUCUGCUGUGACAAAUAGAAUUGCUGUGACGGGUGACUGCAGUUCUUGCACCAAGGCUCCCCCGCUUAAGACGGACAGGUGGUGCUGGGGACGAGAAUAGAAAGGACGCAGAAAAUAAUGGCGCCCGAAGAUUGUGGCUUGUAACGGUAACCGAUUCGGAUUCUGCUAGCAAUGACCACUCUAUCUGAAAUCGUCAACAUAAGUGAGGAGGUGCUGGAUAAAAAGUUCGAGCUGGAGGCAUGGUACCGUUAUGACCCAGAACAGAAGGAAAAUUUGGUCUUUCUAUCUCCGACAGUACUUCUCGAAGAUUUAGAACUGAGAGAUGGUGGACUGAGAGAACGAGGGCCAAAGGAAGUUUUUUCACGCCUUACUAAAGACAUUUUGAGUUUGAAGAAACCUUCGCUCUUCCAAGUACCGGAGGUUCCUUAUCUGCACAUGGGCUAUGGGAAGAGUUCUGAAAAUAAGAAACACAGCAUGGCAGUAACGGAGAAUGAAGCUAGGGCUUGGAUGAAAGUCCUCGACCUGGCAAGCCACAAGAAAUCUGGCGAAGUUUUACAGACUGUUCAUGUUCAAGAUAUAGAGGAAGAGCCCAUGGAAGUGGAUGUUACGUUUCCCACACAGGAAGACACCCAGGCGUAUGAGUUUGAAAAAGGAGAACCAGAAGAUUUGAUUGAUCCGAGCAACAGUGGGCUAAAGCGUUGGGUAAAAGGUUCAUACCUUCUGUUUUUUUCGAUCUUGAUGAUAUUCUUCAAAAAGAAGNUUCCUUUUAUUCUGUUUUUAGGAAUUGAAAGCCAUGAUGUUUCUGUGUUGUUCAGAGUCAUUAGUGCAAAUCGACUCCGACAUUUUACCCUGGCCAUCUUACGUGGUGCAUGUAUAAAUUCUUCUGAUCCUAGAUGCAAACUACUGAGCAUGUACCCAGUCAAGUCUAUUAGAAAGUUUACAUUCAAAGAUGGAAAAGGAAAAGCAGUUGGAGCAAGCAGAGAAAAGUUUGCGAUUGGCACAUUCUGUAGAAUAGAGUUCCCAGUAACAUUUGAGUCUUUGGAACGAGCAAUUCGCAAUGAUAGUACAGUCAUGAAAGUUAUCUCAGGUUCAAAAACCAGAUUGCAUGUCCCCAACUAUGAGCAUAAACCUCUGCUGCAGGUUGCUUACACCAAACGAAAGCAUAGGCCAAAGUUAAUAAAACAUGUCUUCAGGGCUGCAGUAGUACAGAACCCACAAGAGUUGGAAAGUUGUGUCGUGAGGGCAGCAAGUUUGGAUGGAUGCUUGUUGUCUACAAUUGCCAGAAAGGCAAAAAGUGUUGGAGUUGUUUUAGCGAUAAACAACACCCUUGGACCAUUAGGCGGUUCCUUAUUAGUAGAUGUACCUGGUGCCAUGAAGAAGGUGAUCUGCUAUUUUGUCAGGUCUGUGGUUGUUGCUGGUCUACCUUCAGUAUAUCCACAGAAACAGGAUGGAGAGGAUGAAGAUGGUCUGUAUGAAGACUCUGGUUUAUCUGAUGAUGAUGAUGAUGAUGAUGAUGAUGAUGAUGAUGAAAGUUCUGACGAUGAACAGCCUGCCACUUCAGGAGUGACCAGUUCUGGUGAGAGUGGAAUUCCAGCCAGUAGUUCAUCUUCAGAAGCGUCACCAAGAAUCAAGCUGGGAACACCUGAUGAUGAUGUGUUAGAGGAGUUAGGAAGUGAUAUAGGUGCUGCUUGGAGGAAACUUGGCCGGCGCUUAAAAGUUACAGAGCCGGAAAUAACUGCCAUAGAUAAGGAAAAUGAGGAACUGGGAGAGAAAGGGUUUAAAACGCUCUUACAUUGGAAACAAUCUAAUGCUGAGGGUGCUACAUACCAAAUUUUAUAUGAUGCCUUAAAUCAUAGACUGGUGGCUCGCAGUGAUUUGGCCCAAAAAUAUUGUGUUGAGUAAAGAAUUAACUCUCAAAUGAGACAAAAUGUAAUAGAUAGUGAAUAUAUCAAGGUAGAUGUAGAUGUUAUCUAAGUUAUAAGUGUAAAUUAUUUUGAAACCUUGAAACAAUUAUUUUUUAGAGAUUAGUUGUAAGGUAUUACUAUAAUUAUGUAAAUCUAGAACAUGUACCUCCCAGGUGCGUAGUGAAUUUUAAAACACUUUUAGGCUUGAGUUUAUACCUAGCGAAGAAAAACAAAAAAAAAAAA